CAUCCGAGCACCAGCACAUCUACACCAUGAAGUUCGGCAUCAUGUCUAUCGGUGAUGUAUCGUCUCUUCUCUGGAGACAGGUACCGCUGUCCGUCUCUAGCCGGGUUGCGUACCUGCAUUGCACGCCAACAUGACGCAGCAGCCGCCUUUGGCUUCCUCGUCAACAUCGGGCUUCUUCCAAACCCUUCCGGUACUUCCGCCACAAUAUACAAAUCCAAUUUCACUGUCAGAGGCCGUCCGAAGUCGUUAUUCAGUCUCCGGAGAAGCCUCUGAUGACAACGUCGUCGCGCGGAUAUUAGAUCUUUACCUGCCACAGGAUGCAACGGCGGCUACCAAUCGUGUCCACCACUUGGCACGUCUAUCACUGAAUCCAUCUAUUCUGAAGUACGCUACAGACGCGGAGACCAAUCAUCCCGUACUGCGACCGCUAUCUACUUUCGGCGCGGAAAACAAGAACGAUCCCUUGUGGACGACGACGGGAUGGCAGAAGCUAAAGGAAAUCGGCUAUCGUGAGGGUGUCGUCUCGGUGGCUUACGACAAGUCUCAUCGCCGCUUCAAUAGACGUGUGGGACAGUUUGUUGGAGGUCAUGUAUGGGGCCCGACCGGCACCAUGACCGCAUGCCCUCAAAGCAUGACCGAUGGAGCCGCGACAUUGUUAGACAAACACAAGAACGACGAAGAUGGCGAUCAGCCGGGUCGAGGCGAAGUGCUACGAGAAGCUUAUCGGCGAGUGUGUAGUCGCGACCCACAUAUGGCUUGGACGAGCGGACAAUGGAUGACCGAGCGAUCUGGCGGUAGCGAUGUAUCUGGCACGGAGACACUUGCUCAACGGAUGACACCGCAGGAGCUGAGCGAGGAAGCCGGACAAGGAAGAGAUUGCGACGCAGUUGGUAUGCAACUGGGCCCUUGGAAGAUACAUGGUUUUAAGUGGUUCAGUAGCGCAACGGACUCAGAAAUGGCCGUACUCCUCGCACGAACGGACAAAGGCGGCCUUUCAGCUUUCUACAUGCCCAUGCGACGACGCGUGGGCGGGGAAUCGCUGGAAAGUGAUGCUCUGAACGAAGAAGUGCCACCUCCAACUGAACUCAACGGCGUUCGCAUCCAGCGUCUGAAGAACAAACUCGGGACAAAGUCACUACCAACUGCGGAGCUCGAGCUCAACGGCGCACGCGGCUGGCUUAUUGGCACAGAAGGACAAGGCGUGAAGGAGAUUUCCGCUAUCCUCAACAUCACACGGUUGUACACCGCAGCGGGUAGUGUAGGGAGUUGGGCGCGUGGUCUGGCAAUUUCCCGCGCCUACAGCAAAGUACGCAAAGUGCGUGGCGGACUACUCCAGGACAACCCGGCGCAUCUCGCAUGGAUGGCUGAGGAAACAGUCAAGUACAGGGCUAGUGCGCACUUCUCCUAUCUGGGUGUUGCACUGCAGGGCGCUUUGGAACAGGAUUGGGACGAGAUGGUCGCGAACACAAAAGCUGCACAGUUGAUUCCGCAAGACAGAUCCACAGUAGUGGCUUUACUGAGAUUGUUGCUGCCCGUGAUGAAAGCUCAGGUCAGCGUCGCAUCUGUUGAUGGCCUGCGACAGUGCAUGGAGUGCCUCGGUGGCGUCGGAUACUGCGAGAACAACGAAGACGGCGGUCUGAUGAAUAUCGCGAAGAUCUAUCGUGACAACCUCGUGAAUCCGAUAUGGGAAGGCACCGUUAGCGUCAUGGCAGAGGACGUCAUCCGGGUGCUUACCGAUAAGCGGUUGGGCGGCGGUGACAUCCUGAAGAACAUCUUCACACCGUGGAUCAAACAAGUGCUCAGCCAAUGUGUUCCCACCUUCCAAAGUGAAGUCGUUAUUGUCGAGGAAAGACUUCUAGCGCUCGAAGACGUUGUUCACAAUACAUCAAAAGAAGAGCUAUUAUACCGUGGGCGAGAAAUCUUACAACAUCUCGAGGUCAUCGCUAGUAGCGCCGUGCUCAUGUACGAUGCGCAGGCAAAUCCAGAUGCUGUUGCGCAAGAGAUCGCAGUACGAUGGGUUCGCCUGAAAGCGUUAUCACCUCAGAAGCAAACACGGCCUCGAGAUUGGAAAGACUUGUCGUCCAUGGACAAACGUGUAUUCCUUGGUACAGUGGAUGUACAUGUCGAAGUACCAGCCAAGCUAUAAGGCGAGCAUAAUCGCGAGUUCUACUUCUGCAGCCUUUUUGCCACCAAUGGUAC
Molecule: messenger RNA, 2199 nt
Organism: Alternaria rosae
Lineage: Eukaryota; Fungi; Ascomycota; Dothideomycetes; Pleosporales; Pleosporaceae
Exons: 1
Coding region: 131-2146 (671 amino acids)
Molecular function (GO): oxidoreductase activity, acting on the CH-CH group of donors
Source: RefSeq, a predicted model, not a curated record